Homalodisca vitripennis (glassy-winged sharpshooter) is the source of this 1554-nucleotide messenger RNA. Its product is annotated as legumain-like. Bases 153 to 1499 code for a protein of 448 amino acids. Lineage: Eukaryota; Metazoa; Arthropoda; Insecta; Hemiptera; Cicadellidae. The transcript is spliced from 12 exons. Gene Ontology annotation, molecular function: cysteine-type endopeptidase activity. Gene Ontology annotation, biological process: vacuolar protein processing. The record is from RefSeq and is a predicted model, not a curated record.
AAUCUUGGGUUUUAUAUGAAAGAUAUUGGUUAGAUAUCUCGACAGUACACUAUUCAUUGAGUGUUGGAAUUUCCUGUGAAGUGGAUAUGAACAUAUAUGACUGAAAUGCAGUGAGAGAAUCACUCAGUCAAGUACCAACAUCUAUCAACGUGAUGUUCCGGAGUGUGUUGGUCAUCUUUCUCGUGCCCCUCUGCCUGGCUAUCCCCCUGGAUACCUCGGGUGGUGAAGGCAAGAUAUGGGCUGUCUUAGUAGCUGGAGCUAAGGAGUACUAUAACUACGCCAUGCAGGCAGAUAUUUGUCACGCUUACCAAAUAUUUCACCGUCAUGGAAUCCCAAACUCCAACAUCAUAGUCAUGAUGUAUGAUGACAUAGCUUACAAUCCAAAUAAUCCCAGGCAAGGUGUUAUCAUCAACCAACCCAAUGGUCCUAACCUGUACCCCGGAGUUAUUAAAGAUUAUACCAAGGAAGAGGUAACACCCGAAAACUUCAUCAACAUUUUAACGGGCAACAAGAAAGCGAUGGAAGGUAAAGGCUCUGGAAAAGUUCUUGAAAGUGGACCGAACGACCACGUACUUGUGUACUUCUCAGAUCAUGGGUCUUCUGGGCUCAUAGCGUUCCCAGAGUCCGUGUUGUACGCAGACCAGCUUAUCAAGGCUCUCAAAACAAUGCACAAGAAGAAAAUGUACAAAAAGCUGGUGUUCUACUUGGAUACUUGUGAGUCGGGGUCGAUGUUUUCAAAAAUUCUGCCCAAAAAUAUCAACAUUUUUGCGACUACAUCAGCCGACGCUACACAUCUUGCCUACAACACGUACUGUGAUGUCCCUGGCAUGGACACCUGCCUAGCUGGAGAAUACGGAGCUGCUUGGAUGGAGGACAUUGAUCACGAAGAUCACAUCAAGAAGGGCCUGCGCACAGAGACACUGAAGAAGCAGUUUCAGAAAGUCUCCAACAGAAUGAAGGAAAGUCGACCUUGCGAGUACGGCGAGCUGAGUCUGGGUGUCGAUCACGUGACAGACUUCCUUGGUGGUGCCAAGGGUAGCGGUGACCUGGCAGAGGAUACCCCUACAGUGCAUUCUACGGUUUCAAUUUCGAAGCGCGACGUUCUUCUGGAGAUGUUGAACCGGCAGGUUGAUGCAGCUGUAAACAAAGAGGAUAAAGAGAGGCUGGAAAAGAAACGAUUACACUUGAUCAAUGGCAGAAAGGAAAUUGACAACCUAUUCAGUAAAAUUCUGACCCAAGCUUCCAGAUCUGUUGUUGACGACAAGAACGUCUUAGAGAACACUCACCAGCCUCUUAAUCUGGAAAUGAUGCCUUGCUACAGAACUCUUGUGGACAACUUUAAUCAAAACUGUGUGAACAUCAAUAAGAACCUCUACACACUGUCACACCUGCACAAGUUGGCCAACCUGUGUGUCCUAGAGUACUCAACAUCCGACAUGAUCCAAGUCUUCUCUAAGGAGUGUAAGGAUCAACACAGAGCUCUGGUCAAUAUUAACUAGAGAAACUCUAUUUUUUGUGGAAUAAAUUGUAAUAUAAAGAAUUUUACACGAUGAA